AACAACUGAGAGAAGAAGAAAGAAGAGAGAGAGACGCAGAAGAAGAACUAAUUCGAUCUUCAAAAUUUGAAGAACAAGAGCAAGAAUUGAGGAAUCGAAUCCCCAGGAAUCAAGGUUGUGAAGCAGUAGAAAUCUAAUCACUAGAUGCAUAAUUGGAGUGGAAAUCAUUCUCUGCACUCAUCGGACUCUCUGCUCACUUGUACAUAAAGCACUGGUUUUUGUGGGGAAGAAGUUAAACGGGAGAGAAAUGGAGACAGCCAAAGCUUGGCUUAAUAAGUUAAAAUCUAAAGACAAGGUGAAAUCAUCAAAAAAGAAGGAAACUACAAGCAAUGUAAAGGAAGCACCGAAAACACCAGGAGGCGAAGAAGCGCUUUCAAAUGUAACAAAGGAGAAAGCUGCUGCUGCAAAACUGUAUAUUGAAAAUCAUUACAAAAUGCAAAUGCAGAGUCUGCAGGAAAGAAAAGAGCGACGCAAAAUGCUAGAAAAAAAAUUAGCUGCUGCAGAAGUCUCUGAGGAAGAGCAAAACAACUUGUUAAAAGAUUUGGAGUUGAAGGAAACUGAAUACAUGCGCCGUCAGAGGCAUAAAAUGGGAGCUGAUGACUUCGAGCCAUUGACAAUGAUUGGGAAGGGUGCAUUCGGAGAGGUUAGGAUCUGUAGGGAGAAGGGAACAGGCAAUGUCUACGCAAUGAAGAAGCUAAAAAAAUCUGAGAUGCUUCGCAGAGGACAGGUGGAACAUGUAAAAGCAGAGAGAAAUUUACUUGCAGAAGUUGACAGUAAUUGCAUUGUCAAACUGUAUUGUUCUUUCCAAGAUGACGAGUUUUUGUAUCUCAUAAUGGAGUAUCUACCUGGUGGGGAUAUGAUGACUUUACUUAUGAGGAAAGACACCCUUACUGAAGAUGAGGCCAGGUUUUAUAUUGGGGAAACUGUCUUGGCUAUUGAGUCCAUUCAUAAGCACAACUAUAUCCACAGAGAUAUCAAGCCUGAUAAUCUUCUACUUGACAGAGAGGGUCACAUGAAAUUGUCAGAUUUUGGAUUAUGUAAACCAUUAGACUGUAGUAAUCUUCAGGAAAAAGAUUUCACAGUUGCAAGAAAUGUUAGUGGGGCUUUACAAAGUGAUGGUCGCCCUGUGGCAACAAGACGCACCCAACAGGAGCAACUGCUAAACUGGCAGAGAAAUAGAAGGAUGCUUGCUUAUUCCACAGUUGGAACUCCUGACUAUAUUGCCCCAGAAGUUCUGCUGAAAAAAGGAUACGGAAUGGAAUGUGAUUGGUGGUCUCUUGGCGCCAUUAUGUAUGAAAUGCUUGUGGGGUUUCCGCCGUUUUAUUCAGAUGAUCCGAUGACAACUUGUAGGAAGAUAGUAAAUUGGAGAAACUACUUGAAAUUUCCAGAAGAGGUUAGACUAUCACCAGAAGCCAAGGAUCUUAUUUGCAGGCUUUUAUGCAAUGUUGAACAAAGGCUUGGAACAAAAGGAGCAGAUGAAAUUAAGGGUCACCCUUGGUUCAGAGGUACCGAGUGGGGAAAAUUGUACCAAAUGAAGGCUGCCUUUAUUCCUAAAGUCAAUGAUGAGUUAGACACCCAAAAUUUUGAGAAAUUUGAAGAGACUGACAAGCAAGUCCCAAAAUCGUCAAAGUCAGGUCCAUGGAGAAAGAUGCUCUCGUCCAAGGACAUUAACUUUGUGGGUUAUACUUACAAAAACGUUGAAAUUGUGAAUGAUGACCAAUUACCAGGGAUAGCUGAGCUGAAGAAGAAGAGCAAUAAGCCAAAGCGGCCGUCGAUUAAAUCCCUCUUUGAGGAUGAAUCAUCUGAUGGCCCAACAAAAACAACCCACCAGCAAGGAAGCUUCUUGAAUCUGUUACCGACGCAGAUGGAAGAUCCAGAGAAAGAAGGUAGUAAGUCCAGCUCGUCCGGGUGAAGAGCCCCUGAUCUGACAUUGCACAGCCUGAAUCAGCAGAGACGUUUCUUUAUAUAACUUGUGUGUGUUGAUUUUCGUUGAAAGCCUUUGUUUAUUACCUCCAAAAGAGUAGCAAACGGUGGAGUUCAACAAAGUACAGUCUCUCCUGUGGAAGCGAAGGCUUUCCCCUGAAGGAGUGAAAGAUGAUGGAUUUGUUUAAUUGUUUUCAACAUAGGUUUAUUUGAUUGAUGUCAACCAAGGAAACAAACAGAAAAAAAAAAGAAGGAAGUAAAUAUUCUUUUCGGAAUUGGUUUGUUUAUUUAAUUUUUCACAGGGGUGAAGGAGAGCAGAUUUGGUAUUUUGUUUUUCAAGUAUUUUUCUUUUGGUUGAUCAAAAACUUUGUUGUACUACUACUCCUCAAAAGAUGAAAUCUUCACCCGCUAA
Molecule: messenger RNA, 2335 nt
Organism: Eutrema salsugineum
Lineage: Eukaryota; Viridiplantae; Streptophyta; Magnoliopsida; Brassicales; Brassicaceae
Product: serine/threonine-protein kinase tricorner
Exons: 15
Coding region: 248-1912 (554 amino acids)
Biological process (GO): intracellular signal transduction; peptidyl-serine phosphorylation
Molecular function (GO): ATP binding; protein serine/threonine kinase activity
Source: RefSeq, a predicted model, not a curated record